Catharus ustulatus (Swainson's thrush) is the source of this 2119-nucleotide messenger RNA. It is a transcript of the gene ASRGL1, whose product is annotated as asparaginase and isoaspartyl peptidase 1. The record is from RefSeq and is a predicted model, not a curated record. NCBI's taxonomy places the organism in Eukaryota, Metazoa, Chordata, Aves, Passeriformes, Turdidae. Gene Ontology annotation, molecular function: asparaginase activity.
GUCUGCUAAGGGCGGCUGGGCCAAAGGGUCCCCGGGCCUGCGCCCGCCCCGCACUGUACUGCCGCGGGCACCCGCACGGGAGCGCGCCCAGGCCGGCCGCGAGGCACAGCAAGGACCGGACGCUCCAGGAGGCCGUGAGCAGAGACAACGACGUGUUGCCUGCCAGGUGUCAGUGAACACCUUGUUUUCCUGCUCGAAGUUCAAAGUAUUGCAAGAGGUCGGAGGUCUGCCACUCUCUGUGUAGAAAGAAGGACGACCCCUUCCAAUCAACUGACCUGAGUGCACAGCUGAAAGCCUGGGGAGCAACUUGGCAGCAUGAAGCCUGUCAUCGUGGUGCAUGGCGGAGCUGGCCGGAUCUUCAAAGAGCGAGAAGAGGGAUGUCGAGCUGGCGUUGUCAGAGCUGCGCUGCAAGGUUACACUGUCCUGAAGCAGGGAGGCAGUGCCAUAGAUGCAGUUGAGGAGGCUGUAAGGUCAAUGGAAGAUGAUCCUCAUUUUAAUGCAGGUUGUGGAUCUGUUCUAAAUGAAAAAGGCGAAGUAGAAAUGGAUGCCAUUAUCAUGGAUGGAAAAAAUUUAAACUCUGGAGCAGUAUCUGCAGUUAAGUGCAUAGCAAACCCAAUAAAACUUGCUCGACUUGUUAUGGAAAAGACAAAGCACAUGCUACUGACUGACCAUGGUGCACACCUGUUUGCUCAGACCAUGGGUAUUCCUGAAGUUCCAGGGGAGAAACUCAUAACUCAGAGAUCCCGGGAGAGAUGGAAGAAGAACCUUGAACCAGAUUCUAACCCUGAAGAGUUUCAGAAAGACCUUGGAACAGUCGGUGCUGUUGCUAUAGACAGUGAAGGCAAUGUAGCUUGUGCAACAUCCACGGGAGGACUCUCUAAUAAACUGAUUGGUCGUGUUGGUGACACAGCAUGCAUAGGAAGUGGAGGUUAUGCUGACAACCAUUCUGGUGCCACUUCAACGACAGGACAUGGGGAGAGCAUUAUGAAAGUGGUCUUAGCCCGACUGAUUCUCUAUCACAUGGAGCAAGGAAUGUCACCAGAGGUAGCAGCGGACACUGCAUUAGACUACAUGAAGACACGAGUCGGGGGUUUGGGGGGUGUUAUUGUUGUCAACAAGCAGGAGAGUGGGCAGCAAGGUUUCUCCACCAAGCAGAUGUCCUGGGCUACUGUAGAGGAUGACAACCUGCAUUAUGGGAUUUAUGCUGGGGAGAAGUAUACAAAACCUGUUGAUGAAGCACUUGCAUCUGAAAGGGAGGGACUCUAAGAAUGAAGAAAUUUGAUGGAGAAAGAAUGAAGGUCUCCAGUUUUUAUUGGAGGACAGUGACAGUUGAUUAUGUCUUUUUGAGAAAUCUUUUGGUUCACAGGCAUUAUCACAUUUACAGUCAAAACAAAAUCUGGACGUAAUUUUUUAGUGGACAUGUAUAUAUGUGUAGUCUUUUAAUACGAUUGUGAAGUCAGAUUUUUAGCUAAGAAAGAGAAUGGUCUGUAGGUUCCUUGGUUAGCAUGCCUUAAUCUUACAUUAAAGGGAAUCUGAGUUUCAGUAUUAGAGGAACUCAUUUCUAUGUACAUUCUCAGAGACUGCUGCCAGGAUGAUUUGAGAGAUAAAUACCUAUUAAUUAAAAGCUGAAUUUUGAAAGUCAAGUCUUUUAAGCAGCCGUCUUGUGAUAACAACUUGAUAACUGUCAGUGAAAUAACACUAAAGAGCAGUGAAGGGUUAAGAUUAAAAUCAUUGUCACAGUCUUGAGGUAACUUGUCACAGGAUAUAAUGAAGUAAAGAAAAUAACUUUCUCCAGAGAAGGGAAAGGGUGAUGUUAAGGAACUGCAAUUCCGUUCGUUGACAUCAGACAGGAAAUCGCAACAAAGUUGGCUACAAUAUUUCAAACUGUACCUGGUCAGUUAACAGGAAAGAUGCUGCUGACCAGUAGUAUUAGGGGGAGUAAUAAAGUCAUGAUUUCAAUAAAAAUAACAGCAAUCUUUACUACUCAAAUUUAAAGGUGAUAGGCACCUUUUAAGUCAAAACUUGAGACAGAGAUGCUGAUUAACUGGAAAAAUAAUCAUCUGAAAGUGAGUGAUCAAAGCAGGUUGUACUAAAAAUAAAUAAAACUGCCUGUUAACAA